This is a messenger RNA of Homarus americanus (American lobster), 3017 nucleotides long. Its product is annotated as microtubule-associated proteins 1A/1B light chain 3A-like. Gene Ontology annotation, cellular component: autophagosome; autophagosome membrane; cytosol. The coding region runs from base 161 to 529 and encodes 122 amino acids. The transcript has 4 exons. Gene Ontology annotation, biological process: macroautophagy; autophagy of mitochondrion; cellular response to nitrogen starvation. Gene Ontology annotation, molecular function: ubiquitin protein ligase binding. The record is from RefSeq and is a predicted model, not a curated record. Lineage: Eukaryota; Metazoa; Arthropoda; Malacostraca; Decapoda; Nephropidae.
GGGGAACAGCUCUCAGAUGUAAACAAAACAUUGGAACAGCUGAGAGGAGUCGCAGCUGCACGAGACGACUUAACAACCUACAUAUUAUCGUUGUUAUAUAGUUAUUGAUAGAGUUUUAUAUAGUUUAAUUUAAUUAUUAGUUACCAAUAAACAAGUGAACAUGAACAACCAAGCCAAACCAUUCAGGGAAAGGCGAAAUUUCGCCCAGCGUCAGCGAGACGUGGAACAAAUCAGGGAACAACAUCCAAAUAAAAUCCCAGUGAUCAUAGAGAGAUAUCCUGGCGAGAGACAUCUCCCUCUGCUUGACAAAACUAAAUUCCUUGUUCCGGACCACGUCACCAUGGGAGAGCUUGUCAAGAUUAUAAGGCGGCGUCUGCAACUACAUCCAACUCAAGCAUUCUUCCUCCUCAUCAACCAACGUGCCCUUGCCAACGUCUCCAACACUCUUGCUCAGGUGUAUGAGCAACAUCGCCACGAAGACGGGUUCCUGUACAUGGUUUACGCCUCACAGGAGGUAUUUGGACAAUGAUCUUCCCAUUCUUCAGUAUUUCACCACUUACCAGCAGACCAUCACAUCACACAUCUCACUUAUUUGUUAUCUGGUACUGUACUGUACAUACAAAUAGCUUGUUGGUGUUCUCAUAGUUAUCAUUCAGAGGUGUGCAAAUGGCUGGCAGAGUUACUCCCACAGGAGAUUAGGCCAUUUCACCAGUAAUUAGAAUUUUAUCCAUUUCAACGAGAAAGAAAAAAAAUUGUCAAGUGGAAGGUUUUUGGUAUUAAAGUUACUUCUUUUUGGCUCAGUAGUGAAGAAAAAAUAAAUUGAAAAGAAUUGGGUAUUGGGAGUACUGUAUUGACAAAACCUGCAGCUAUGAAUUUGAAUAUCCCAGAACGAAUAUGUACUACGUUCGCAGUAUCCUGAUCUUACACAGUAAAUGUGAUGUUACACAGUAAGCGUGAUAGCAGUACUAGAAAUAGUUUUAGUGAUUGGGUGAGGUGUAUAGGUAGUCUAAGUGUCAACAAAGGCAUUAAUUUAAAAUGACUCACAGUGCAACCAAUUAGGGUGUGUAUUGUAUACUCUGGAGGUGACAGUUUACAUGUUGCAACCAGUGUCUUUGUUACAUAACUGUUGCAAGGAGGAUGGUUUCUGAGCAGCACAUCAUAUACAGUAUUGGAGGGAUGGUACUGUACUUCCUUAUGUGUCAUAUGUUGCAUGACUGCUGUAUCCCCUUACUAUAGGUGGGUGAUAAGAUAUUACUACUACUGUAUAUGUAAAUUUAUGUAGAGGAAAGCCACCUUUCAGUUUAUAUUCUAAUGCUUAGAAGUGUUUUGCAAUGUUUCAUUUAUAUUACAGGAUGUAUGUUGCUUUCUUAGAGUGGAUGAUAUGCAGAGUUCAUUUUAAUUUUUAACCAAAUGUUUGGUGUUAUUAGUUGUAGUUGACUUAAUGAAUAUCUCUGUCUCUACUUGGAGCCUAUUAGAUGGAAGAUAAAUUGGUUGGUGUAAAUUUUGUUUUUAUGCCACCAACAUACAAUGUGUGAGAUGUAACCUAUAAGGGGUCGGUAGAUUCAGCACCCCAGUUCAUCUGUAAGAAAUGUUAUGUCUGUUCCCUAACUUAAGAAAGGCUUUACAGGUGAAAAGAAAGUUUGGUCAAGAGCCUCAUAUUAUGAAUAUUUGGCCAGUUUCCAUAAUUAAAGUUUUUCAAUUAUAUCAACCCAUGUUAAAAGUACCAUAGUGCUAUCAUACCUCUUGUAACAGACGAUGAGAUACGUUCUAGAGCUUGUUUGGCAAGUGAAAUAUCCGUUAGAAGAGGCCAUAUUAUAACAUGUUCUUGCUUAUAGUGAAAUUGUUUGAAAUGAUAAAUAAAUCCCUUUAAAUACUUUUUUUUUUAGAGAGAAUUACAAAAUAAUGAUUAAAUGUUCCAAAAUAGGUCAUAAACGUUAGAAAAAAGUUGCAGUUAAUAGAGGGUCCCCGAUUUAUGAACACCCACCGAUAUGAACGACAUCAAACUUUAAAUUUACAUUAUUUUUUUUUAACUUUAUUGUAUUUUGUCAUUCCUAUUUCUUCUUUUGUCUUACAUUAAGUGAUUUUAGAUGUACGGUAUCGAAGGACUUAGGCCAUGAUAUACCGUAGUGGGAUUCUAAACGUUGUUAUGUAAGUACGGUAUGCACGUAGCAUUUGUUCCGACUUACGUACAGGUCUGACUGAAGAACGUCCUCCGGAACCGAACUCAUUCGCAACCUGGGGACCUCCUGUACCUAGAAAUACAAUUGAAUUUCUGCCACCUCCGUAUGAAAAGCAAACAUUAAGUGGGAAGCAAACAACUCCACCACAACAUUAAUAAAACAACCAAAAAUGACUGUCUCAAGGUGACAAUGCUCAACUUACAUAUUCCAUUGAAGACUUUAUCAUCAUAAAUGAACCUAAAUUUAAUAAGUAACACUCAACGGUUAAUUUUUUCAGUGCUUACCGUGUAGUUUACUACCACUGCCUUGCUCCUGUUGCACACCUACUCCUUCCUGGCAACUGUGGGAGAUGAGAAACAGCAGCUACUGAUGGAAAGACGGGCUAGGUUGUGGCCCAUUCUCCUCCUUUACAAAGAAGGAAUUAAGGGUUAACUGUCUCUUGCCAUUCAUUUCUUUUCACGUAGCAGCUCCUCAUAGUGGGCAUAUUCAUUUUAGAUUUAUCUCUUCACACCAUAUUAGAGUCAUUAAAGGGAAUCAUACAACAUCCAGUAGGCAUCAGUUAGUGUUUUUACUCUGGUUCAGUAUCUUUGGUGUCUUCACUAGAAUGGUGUUUGUCCAGCUCCUGCAGUUAAGCUGCUCCCUUGUGAUGUCAGCAACUCCUCCUUCAACAAGUCCAGCUUGAUUGGCUAGUUGGACAAUGUCCCUGGUGAUGUUUUCCUCCACAUCAAAGCUUCUAAAAUCGUGACACAUUUUGCCACACUGCUCAUACAGUUUUUGGUCAUGUCUUCCCAUGCUCUGCUAAUGUUUUCAAUAGCCAUCUAGAUAUUAAUUUUUUUU